CCGGGAAACGAGCCUGCGAAUUGGAACUGCCACCACAAGUCAAAAUCCAUAACGUGUUCCACAUCGAACUCUUGGAGCGUUACCGACAGAGCAGUAUCCCAGGCCGUAAACAACGUCCCCCGACUCCCGAAGAGGUCGAUAAGGAAGGAGGGGUUCUGUACGAAGUAGAAAGUAUGGUGGGAAGCCGGAAGAGCAGGAGAGGAUUAGUGGAAUACUUGGUGAAAUGGCGGGGCUAUUCGAUGAGCGACUGUACUUACCAAGUCAUGGACGUCAUGAACGAAGACGUACUUGAUCUAGUCCGCGACUUUCAUCGAAGCAACCCCAAGGCCGUGAAGGACCAACGCCUGAGACUAUAG
Molecule: messenger RNA, 356 nt
Organism: Morchella sextelata
Lineage: Eukaryota; Fungi; Ascomycota; Pezizomycetes; Pezizales; Morchellaceae
Exons: 1
Source: RefSeq, a predicted model, not a curated record